UUCUAGUUAUAAUGUUAGUUCUGGUUUUACACUUGCACUGUCAGUAAAACUAACGAUUAGACCAAGAACGAGAAUCAUUCUGGUUUAGCCGUAUUGAGAGAUGUGCGGCUAAAUCCGAAUGUUUUAUUUACAUCCGAAACGUUAAACGUUAUUUUAAUGUAGAUAGGGAAACAAGAUUGUACCUAAAACCUUCAUAUCUCUGAGAAUUGAGUUACCCCGUCCUUUGAUGUAAAGCUAUCGCUCCUGGCAACCUACAAACUAUAGAUUUUGUUUGCUCUAUGUUUGAAUUUAUAACCAAGCGCUUAUCCCCUCAUCAUUCUAGCACCUAAAACCUUUGAGAAUAUCGAUAUGAUUAAAAAUAUCGUAUUAAAUUAUUACCGAUUUUAACAAUUUAUUAUUUAAUUACCAACAAGUAAUAAAAAAAAAUUGGCUAAUUGUUUUUCCCUAUGUAUUUACAUUUCGGAUAUGUUAAUGACCGAUUAGACAUAACAUAGUCUUUAUUUAAGAUAAUAACCAUAAUGAAAGAAUAAAAGAGCUAAACACAUAAAAGAUUAUAGGUCAUCACUAUAAUAAUUAAUGUACUAUUGAUUAGGAGUUCUUCUAUCGUGUAUGUAUAUAUUGACAUCCACGUGUAAUCUGUUAAAUACCAUUUUAGAUUAGAUAUUCCGGUUUUUGCUCAUUGUCUUGUCUCGGAAACCAUUGCAUGUGUAUCGACGUAAUUGUGGUUUUCGCAAACUUCUGUAUAAUUAUCUGUUUCGUCUAAAUUAUUUUUUUUUGGUUUUCUUAGUUAUUAUAUCUUACGUAAAGCAGAAGUCGAUUUAUAUAAAAGUUGGAUUGAUGUCAUGUUCAUAUAGUGUUAAAAGAUUUAUUCGUUAAGUUGUUUCAAAAAAAGUGUUAUAAAAAAAUGGAAGAACUUCGUCAUCUUUUAGAAUUAGUUAUAUACAAAGAAUCAAUUCAAGAUCCCGAGAUCGAUAUUUUGGAAAAGAACGAUAAAGGUGAAGGUUAUUUAGGUGUUGUUACCCCUGUUGUUUUAAGGGGUACUAAUAAAAUUUUGAAAGUAAUCGUAAAAACAGCACCUAUUGGGGAAGAAAUAAGAAAACACGCACCACUAAGAAAUUGUUAUAUAACAGAAAUAAAUUUUUACACCAAAAUUUAUCCGCUAUUAAGAAAAUUCCAAUUAGAUCGUGGCGAUGUAAAACCAUUUAUUAAUAUAGCAAAAUGUUACGGGUAUAGUUUAAAGAAUAACGGCGAAGGUAUCGUGAUGGAAAAUUUAAAAGAAGCUGGAUUUUCAGUUUGCGAACGACGAAGAACAAUGUCGAAACAACACAUUAAACUUGCUUUAGAAGAAUUUUCGCAUCUUCACGCUUUGAGUUAUGCGUUAAAAGAGUACCAUCCAAAAGUUUUUAACGAAAUCGUUGCGCCAAUGACGGAUAAUUUUUUGACUUUUUUGAGAAACGCUGAUUUUAAAUCCGUUUUUGAUCGUAUUUUAGAUAGAAUUAUUGAUUGCCCUAAAAUAAAAUUUAAUGGAAACGUUGUAAAUGCAUUGACUAAAUUUCGUGGAAAUUACAUGGAGUUUUUUGAAGAAAUGAGCAUGGGAGUUGGGAAUAAGUAUUCUGUUAUUACCCAUGGUGAUUGUUGGACUAAUAAUAUGAUGUUCAAAUAUGAUGAUGUUAAUAAUCCAUUUAUACCAACAUCAAUGCGUUUGAUCGAUUGGCAACUUCAAAAAGUUGGUUCUCCCGCCGAAGACAUCUCUUAUUUCCUUUACGCUUGUUCUGAUAAAUCGGUUUUUAAUAAUCUGGACGAUUGGUUAAGGGUUUACCACAACAGUUUGAUGGCUCAACUAACAAAAUUGGGUUGCGCCAGCAUAAACCAUUUGAGUUUUCACGAAUUGAAAUCUCAAUACGAAAAAUACGCAAAAUACGGAUUUUUGUUUUCCUGUAUGGUUAUUAAAUUAAUGUUGAGCGAUGCCGAUGAAGUUCCCGAUUUGUCUGAUAUUAACAAAGAGGGAAAUAGUAUUAUGAAGAGUUUCGAUUUCGAUUCGAAAAACGAGGAUGUUUAUAUUUCUAGAGUUGUUGAUUUAGCCAUACACGCUUAUAAUUUUAAAAUUAUUUAAGUAACUAAAUAAAUUAAUUUUGAAUUUUUAGGGAAAAUAGAAUAUGAUUUGUGUUAAUACGGAAAAAUGUUUUUUCUCAUUAAUGUUAUUUGGUAGUAUGGAUUAAUCAUAAAUUAGAAUAAAACCAGUAAUGUGA
Molecule: messenger RNA, 2249 nt
Organism: Onthophagus taurus
Lineage: Eukaryota; Metazoa; Arthropoda; Insecta; Coleoptera; Scarabaeidae
Source: RefSeq, a predicted model, not a curated record